Caenorhabditis remanei is the source of this 471-nucleotide messenger RNA. RefSeq lists its product as uncharacterized. Bases 1 to 471 code for a protein of 156 amino acids. The transcript has 3 exons. NCBI's taxonomy places the organism in Eukaryota, Metazoa, Nematoda, Chromadorea, Rhabditida, Rhabditidae. The record is from RefSeq and is a predicted model, not a curated record.
AUGCUUUUCUUAUUUUUGUGGUUUUCGGUGCCUCUUAUGGGACAAGAAACUGGAGGAGAUAGUGAUGGAUUUCAGAACGAACAACUCCAAUGCAACUAUUGUGUGCAUUCUCGAAAAAAUAAAGAUGUUUCGGAAGGCGUGAAACAUGAACCAGACUGUAUGAAUCAUUUGAAAUUCUUGUCGAGACCCGACUUGAGAAGAACUUGCACACCAUCGGAGAAGUAUUGUGUGACAACUGUCACGAAUCUCAACGGAUUCUUUAUCGAAGUGGAACGAGAUUGUGCGGAGAGUUGUGAACAAGGGUGUGAGCAACAUGGAUACGGACUGUUCCAUACAGAAUGUACGCGAUGUUGUCGAGAACCAUUAUGCAAUGAAUUCGAUGGAAGACACUUUUAUGAACCUUUGGAUGCUCCAAGGAGUCAACAAUUGUUCUUUAUUCUCUUUUUUAUUGCGGUUGCCCUUGUUUUGUGA